Scophthalmus maximus (turbot) is the source of this 2916-nucleotide messenger RNA. It is a transcript of the gene fzd8a, whose product is annotated as frizzled class receptor 8a. Gene Ontology annotation, cellular component: plasma membrane. Gene Ontology annotation, biological process: non-canonical Wnt signaling pathway; canonical Wnt signaling pathway. The transcript has a single exon. NCBI's taxonomy places the organism in Eukaryota, Metazoa, Chordata, Actinopteri, Pleuronectiformes, Scophthalmidae. Gene Ontology annotation, molecular function: Wnt receptor activity; Wnt-protein binding. Bases 485 to 2230 code for a protein of 581 amino acids. The record is from RefSeq and is a predicted model, not a curated record.
GCCAGGCUGAUGAUUUGUAUGGGAACCAGGAUUAAGGUGGGACGAGCCGGCCGAAUGUGGUCGCUGUGUUUGUGAAGAAAGAGAGAAGGCCCACGUUUUUAUUUCCCACCUGGAGCGAUCGGACAGCGGCACUUUGGGAUUUUUCUUUUUCUUCUUUUCGAACAACCGAGCGUUGGAGGAUAACGAGAGAGCAGCUUCCAGGAGAAAAAGGUGGAUUCUUCUCUCAGCCAUCUUGACUGCUGCCCGCCGCCCUGAAGGCUGCUUUCUCCUCCUCUCCUCCUCCUCCUCCUCCUCCUCCUCCUGCUGCUGCUCAGCCGAAAGUAAACACGGCUUGCGCACCGCUCGCAACUCCGUGCGCGAUCCCCCGAGGAGCGAGAUGGGCUCGCCGCGCCGCGUGUAACGGGACCGCGGCGGCGGAGCGGCUGAGGGGGGUUCUCGCCGUCGGUUCGGCAGCCGAAGAGGGGGGACGCGACGCGCCGGAGAGAUGGACCUGUUUGGGAUCCACCUGCUCCUCUCGCUGGCUCUCCUGCCCCGAUCCAGCGGCACCGCGGCCAAGGAGAUCACCUGCCAGGAGAUAGCCGUGCCCCUGUGCAAGGGGAUCGGCUACAACUACACCUACAUGCCCAACCAGUUCAACCACGACACGCAGGACGAGGCGGGACUGGAGGUGCACCAGUUCUGGCCCCUGGUGGAGAUCCAGUGUUCGCCGGACCUCAAGUUCUUCCUGUGCAGCAUGUACACCCCGAUCUGCCUGGAGGACUACAAAAAGCCUCUCCCGCCGUGCCGGAGCGUGUGCGAGAGAGCGCGGGCCGGCUGUGCGCCUCUCAUGAGGCAGUACGGCUUCCCCUGGCCGGACAGGAUGAAGUGUGACCUGCUGCCGGUGCAGGGCAACCCCGACACGCUGUGCAUGGACUACAACCGGACCGACUCCACCACGGUCUCCCCCGUCCUCUCCAAGCCCACCAACCACCCGGGCAAGGGCUACAGUCCGCCCAAGAGCAAGCCUGGCAAACCCGGCGCGCCUGGGAAGUACAAGCCGCCUGCCGCGCCGUGCGAGCCGGGCUGCAAGUGUCUGGAGCCCAUGGUGCCGGUGAACACGGACCGCCACCCGCUGUACAACCGCGUCAAGACGGGCCAGGUCACCAACUGCGCCAUGCCGUGCCACAACCCCUACUUUACGCACGACGAGCGGGCGUUCACCGCCUUCUGGAUCGGACUGUGGUCCGUGCUGUGCUUCGUGUCGACUUUUGCCACGGUCGCCACCUUCCUCAUCGACAUGGAGCGCUUCAAGUACCCGGAGAGGCCCAUCAUCUUCCUCUCGGCGUGCUACAUGUUUGUGUCGGUCGGCUACAUCGUGCGGCUGAUCGCCGGCCACGAGAAGGUGGCGUGCAGCCGCGAGUUCGACGUGGAGCACAUCCACUACGAGACCACCGGGCCCGCACUCUGCACCGUGGUCUUCCUCCUCAUCUACUUCUUCGGCAUGGCCAGCUCCAUCUGGUGGGUCAUCCUGUCCCUGACCUGGUUCCUGGCGGCCGGCAUGAAGUGGGGCAACGAGGCGAUCGCCAGUUACUCCCAGUACUUCCACCUGGCCGCCUGGCUCAUCCCCAGCAUGAAGUCCAUCGCGGUGCUGGCGCUGAGCUCCGUGGACGGGGACUCGGUGGCGGGCAUCUGCUACGUGGGCAACCAGAACCUGGACAACCUGCGCGGCUUCGUCCUGGCGCCCUUGGUGAUUUACUUGUUCAUAGGCACCAUGUUCCUCCUGGCCGGAUUUGUGUCCCUGUUCAGGAUCCGCAGCGUCAUCAAGCAAGGCGGCACCAAGACGGACAAGCUGGAGAAGCUGAUGAUCCGGAUAGGCAUCUUCACGGUGCUCUACACGGUGCCGGCCACCACCAUCGUCGCCUGCUACUUCUACGAGCAGCACAACAGGCAGACGUGGGAGAUCACGCACAACUGCUCCAACUGCCUGCUGGAGCGCGACCGCCGCAGUCCGGACUACGCCGUGUUCAUGCUCAAGUACUUCAUGUGCCUCCUGGUGGGCAUCACGUCCGGCGUGUGGAUCUGGUCCGGCAAGACGCUGGACUCGUGGAGGACGUUCUGCACCAGGUGCUGCUGGGGCAGCAAGGGCACGGGCGGCUCCAUGUACAGCGACGUGAGCACCGGCCUGACGUGGAGGUCGGGCACGGCCAGCUCCGUGUCGUGCCCCAAGCAGAUGCCAUUGUCCCAGGUCUGAAUGGGGAAAACAAAAGCCGCUUACGAGGACUGCUAAUUGUUCGGGAGAUAACCCAUCCCGCCCUGUCUUAACCAAUUUGCAUAGUAAUGACCCGCUGCUGAGGUGUGUGUGUGUGUGUGUGUGUGUGUGUCCCACUCCUGCCUCCUGAGCAUCCACACACACACACACCUCUGUGGGGAGAAGUGGUUGAAACAAUGUACCUGGCAUUCACCGAGGUUAAUUCCUCCCUGUGUGUAUGUAUUAGUGGCACGUGCGGAGGCUUUUUACGCAAACGGGGCAUUACUUGUUGCGAGCAGGGCGACGCGCUCGUCCCCCCAUGAGCUCCAUUCAAAGAGCAUUUGGCUUCUUUUUUUUCUAUUCUUUUCCUCUCUUUUUUUUCUACCAUUUUAUCUACUAUCUAGUGCCAGAUAACAUUGUCCAAUUCAAUCACAUCAAAGACAGUUUAAAUUAAGCCUUAACAGUGCCCAAGUAUUUUGUACGGGUCGUUCGUUGUUGUUUUAUUUUGUAACUUCCAAUGUAUUUAUAUGAGAAGAAAAAAAAGUUAUGUAAAAGAAACCGUGUACAUUUGUGUAUAAAAGAAAACUUUAUAAGCUAUUGUAAAUUUGUACAAAGUGUAGAUGUCUCUUUUUUUGUGACAAAGCAAAUAUGACCUUUAUUUUGGCAAUAAAACAUGUGAUGAAUCUUGA